Messenger RNA from Candidula unifasciata, 175 nucleotides. The record is from the annotation of a GenBank genome assembly. NCBI's taxonomy places the organism in Eukaryota, Metazoa, Mollusca, Gastropoda, Stylommatophora, Geomitridae.
CGAAAUACUAAUGUACUACAUAGAGAUGUUUAUAUUCCCCACCCCCCCCCAACUGACCCACUAUACUCUCCAGAAUCUCAGACCGACUUACUGAUCAUAUCACAAAGACCCUCAAGUUUGCCUCUAAGCCAAUUUUCUCCCUCAGUGGCAUCAUUCUCACACUUCCCUGGACAAC